GAAGUUGGUUUAUGAAAAAGAAAUACGCUACUUCCAUACUAAUGUGGCAUUUAAGUUAUUAACACUAUCGUUUACCGUUUAUGCAAACCAAAACAAAAUGCAUGUUGGAUAUAGUACUUAUGAUGAAUAAGAAGAAAUAAUCUACAUCGUAUUUUAUAUUUAAUUUUUCAAUAAUUAAUUAAAUAUUCUUGUUAAAAAUACUACAAAGGAAUUUCUUUUUAUGUUUUUAAUACAAAUUUAGUAUAUGAAAUAUAAAAAACUUAAUUUUUGAACGGAAAAGCUUGGACAGUGGCCCAUUUGGAUAGCAUGAAUGAAUGGCAAGUGGUAAAUGGCAGAGAGAUUUCAAUUUUCAAGUUCCAACCUCAAUAUUUGUGCCCUGCCCAUUAUUAUAUUUUUAACCGUUGCAUAUACAUCCAACUUGGAGAUUCGACAUUCGAGUUCUCUCCGUUUACUCCCAACAUUUUGCUUUUACUCUCUCCAAUAAGUGCAAAUAAGUUUGAGUUGAUAAAAUUAAGAAUUUUGCUUAGCUUAUUUCCUAAGUAGAUAGGUUAAGUAUAUUAUAAAAAUAAAUAUUUUACAAAAAUUACCACAAAAAUUAAUUCUUUUACAUUAUAUUAUUAUAUUUUUAAAAUAUGUCCAUGGCAGAUCUUAGUUAAAUCCAAAUAAUAAUAAUAGUAACUUGUUUGUUGUCCCAAUAAAGGAGAGGGAGCAGAGGGCAACGUUCAUUUUUGUUAUCUGUGUUGAAGUGAGCAGCAUCAAUGGCAGAGUACGAAGGUGAAGGUGUACCGAAGGAAACAGCACUGCAAGCAUUGAACACCAUAAUCCAGCUCCACUUCGAGAAGACGCUGGAGAAGAAGCGCGCCAUUGACCUCCAAAAGAAAGAGCUCCAGAAGCUCUUCCAGCUGCUCUUCAUCUUCCUCUCACUCGUCUUCUUGGCACUCUCUCAGUCACCGCAGCGCCUCCAAUGCCGCCACUGCUGGAUCCCCAUCACUCUCCUCUCCAUUGCACACCUCAUGUUCUACGUCUCCGUGGCACAGACCCUCAGGUGCAUCAAUGGAUUCAAGUACCAGAGGAGGUGCCACAAGCUCACACUUGGCUUGGCCACCGAGAAGCUCAGGGACAUGAAGCUCAGACUCGCCAACACUGAUUUUGUUGCUGAGGAUGACUUUGAAAUUCACUACCAGGAACCACCUGACUCCUACUUUGGCAAGUUCAAGAGGAAUUGGGCUCUUCAUUUUGCCUUCUUGAUCUUCAUCUAUGGCUUCAUGGUCUCUGCCUCUGUCGUUCUUCUCUGCUUCUAGUUCACAUUUAAUCUCAGUCAAAUUUUCUUCUUGAUGUAUCUCUUAUCUUUUCUUAAUAAAUUUGUGUCUUUUUAUUACUUACCAAACAGGGGCCUAAAUACAUAAAGGUAUGUAAAUGUACACAAAAAGCAACUUUUUUAUUUGAAUCAAGUUACAGCUGGAUGUAUGAAUUCAUUUGGAAAUUGGAACACACAUCAUCAAUCAUCA
Messenger RNA from Arachis stenosperma, 1508 nucleotides. RefSeq lists its product as uncharacterized. NCBI's taxonomy places the organism in Eukaryota, Viridiplantae, Streptophyta, Magnoliopsida, Fabales, Fabaceae. The transcript has a single exon. The coding region runs from base 759 to 1301 and encodes 180 amino acids. The record is from RefSeq and is a predicted model, not a curated record.